Exophiala mesophila is the source of this 1254-nucleotide messenger RNA. RefSeq lists its product as uncharacterized. Gene Ontology annotation, cellular component: cytoplasm. The transcript has 3 exons. Bases 1 to 1014 code for a protein of 337 amino acids. Gene Ontology annotation, molecular function: glutathione transferase activity. The record is from RefSeq and is a predicted model, not a curated record. Lineage: Eukaryota; Fungi; Ascomycota; Eurotiomycetes; Chaetothyriales; Herpotrichiellaceae.
AUGCCAACUAAUAUUGUAACCACGCAGAACGACUCAUCCCAGGAAGAUAAGCUGCCGGCUUCCAUGUUCAAUGACAAAGGAGACAUGGUCAGGCCAGCGACCGUCUUCCGUAACUUUAUCUCUCGAGAGCCAGGAGCCCGAUUUCCUCCCGAGAAGGGACGAUACCAUCUCUACGUCUCGUAUGCUUGUCCUUGGGCUCAUCGAACGCUCAUCGUGCGCAAACUCAAAGGUCUCGAGGAAGUGAUCUCUGUGACAGCAGUGCACUAUCACAUGAGCCUAAGCACAAGCUGGCGGUUUGUUGAGCCCGGUGAGGAGGUGGAGUGGCCCGAGUUGACAACUCCUGAUCCUCUGCACAAGGGUUUCUGGGGAACCAAAGCCUUGUACUAUCAUGCAGAUCCCAAUUAUUCGGCCAGGUUCUCAGUGCCCAUUCUUUGGGACAAGAAGCUUGACACGAUCGUCAGCAACGAAAGCAGCGAGAUCAUCCGGAUGUUAUACUCGGAGUUUGAUGAUCUGCUGCCCCAAGACAAGAGGUCGGUGGAUCUGUACCCAGAAAGUCUCAGGGCAAUCAUUGAUGAGACCAACAUAUGGACGUAUGAUGAUAUCAACAACGGUGUAUACAAAUGUGGCAUGGCCCAGAAUCAGGAGGCAUAUGGUAGAGCGGUGACGAAUCUGUUUACGUCGCUCGACCGGGUUGAAUCUCACCUGUCGACACACUCAGGUCCCUACUAUUUUGGAGAGAAGAUCACCGAGGCAGACGUGCGGUUGUAUGUCACCAUUGUCCGAUUUGACCCAGUCUAUGUUGCCCUGUUUAAGACCAACAAGGGCAUGAUCCGUUACCAAUACCCGUUGAUCCAUCGCUGGCUGAGGAAUCUGUACUGGAACGUCCCCGCGUUUAAGGAGACGACCAGCUUUGAGCAUAUCAAGUUUCACUACUUUCGAAGCUUAACUAUGGUCAAUUCUGGGGGCGUUGUACCUGAAGGUCCAAUUCCACAUAUUUUGCCAGUGGAUGCAUAAAGAUGGGGACGGCUACUAUCAAGCUGUGAGGCUUGAGGUAUGUUGAGGUAUGGGGACGAGGGUCGAAUGAAAGAGAUAUAAAAGACGCCUGCAUAAUCACCGGGACAUGAUAUAAUUGUCCAUGAGGUGUCGUGAGAUAUCGAAGUGGCAUAGGGUGAUGGGUUGGAAUAGUUCUAGUCAAGGUUAAUAAAUGAAGCCAGAAGCAGGAACUUCGGAACACAACUCCGGCGCAAGCGUGGG